GCUAAAAACCCAAGGAACUUGUUUGAAGUUAUUCACUUCAAGUAAACUCAAACUGAUUAAUAUGAAUCGAAAGAUAAUUUUCUCUUUUCUCGCCAUUUUCAUAUUUUUAACUGUAGCUAUGGUUAAUGUUGAUGCAGGUGGCUCCGUAAUCUUCCUGGACCUUUGUGAUCCCGAACAGCCUGAUAAGUUUUUGGGACCUUGUGAUGGGCUCUGCCCCGGUGGAAAUAAAAUCGAAAGCCCAUCAGGUCUAUGCUGUUGCGAUGCAAUCUAGUUCUUCCUCCAAGAAAAAUAAGGAAAAGCCUGAAAAAGUAAAAGAAAAAUUAUCAUUUAUUGGUCGUUUGUUAAUUCUUUUAUUAAUAAAAGCUUUUAUCAUCAUAUAAACUUCAAA
This is a messenger RNA of Clunio marinus, 388 nucleotides long. NCBI's taxonomy places the organism in Eukaryota, Metazoa, Arthropoda, Insecta, Diptera, Chironomidae. The record is from the annotation of a GenBank genome assembly.